GAGAGAGAGCGAGAGCGAGAGAGAGAGAGAGCAUAGAGAGAGAGAGUAUAGAGAGAGAGAAAGCAGAGAGAGAUCGAAAGAGAGGAGAAAGAGGAGAGAGAGCAGAGAGAGAGAAAGAGAGAGACAGAGACAGAGAGAGCGCAGAGAAAGAGAGGGGCACAGUUUGCUCCUGCAGCGCUGCAAGGACAGACUGCACUGACAGAGGAGGGGACACACACACAGCCCAGCCUGAAGAGAGACAUGUCUACAUAACAGAACCAUCAGCACACUAACCAUUUCUGGACACUGACAGCAACACAGAACACAAAUAGAUGCCAAGGACUAGCCCCUCAAAACAACCUCACCCUCACAGAGAGGGAGGUCACAGUUUGAAGGUGGAACAGUUAGAAGACGGACACAGUAAAGGUGAGGGAAGACAUUUGUUCUGGAAGAGACCAACUAAAACAGGAGUAAUCAACAGUAUCAUCUCCUCUCUGCGAUAUAGCUCUUGGAAGUGAAAAGGAGAGACUUUGCAGUACAGGGCACUGGGCUGUGCUGCUCUGCCUUAAACACUCAUACCCUUCUGUGCUGCUUCUGCUGCUACUGCUGUUCCAAACCAGGCUACAUCAGACAGAGGUACGCUGAACGUAGCAGCUCUGCUCUACACUCUAGCUAGCUGUACUGCACCGACUAACUGAUUGACUGACUGACCAUGAGUGAGUCGAAGAAGGGUGAUCUGGCUAUCCGGGAUAAAGCCAUCCUGGGCCAGCAAAGGCGUCUGAAGCAGGCCACCCAGUUCACACACAAAGACUCAGCCGACCUGCUGCCCCUGGAUGGGCUCAAGAGACUGGGCACCUCCAAAGAUCUGCAGCCCCACAGUAUCGUGCAGCGCCGCCUCAUGGCGGGAAACAUCACACAACUGCGUGGCGAGGCCCGCGUGGGUAGACCCUCGCCCCUGGUCGACAGCAAGGAGGGGGGCGCCGGCGACGCAGAGGAGAAGAGUGAGAGCACGGCUGACGACUCCACGGAGGAGAGCGAGAGGAGCCUAGAGACGAGGUCAGACGAGGAGGAGGACAGCAGCGAGGCCGGGGGGAAGACAAGCAGCACGGCUGGGAACGAUAAAACAGAGGAGGGGAGGAAGGAGAGGCCUCUCACUACCCUGCUGGUCCAGUGCAAGUGCUGUGACACUGAGGUGAAGGCUUCCAUCAACACUGGGAGUCAACACAACCGCAUCUCCAGCUCCUGCUGCAGGAGGCUUGGAUUGGUGCCCACCCAGGAAGGUCCACCCUGUGAGCAGACAGAGGGCCAGGGCUCUGUGAGGGGCCUGCAGCUGCAGCUGGGCAGACAGAGUGUCCAGUGCUCUGCCCACGUCACCGAGGAUGAGGUAUUUGAGCUGUGCCUGGGUCUUCAGACUCUGCAGGAACUCAAAUGCUGUGUGGACCUGAGCAGUAGAGUCCUAAAGCUCCAGGGCUCAGGGGAGGAGCUGCCUUUCAUGGUCAGCCAGUGCCAUCACCAAGACAGCAAUGAAAACCUGUGACGCUGGCGUGUCACAACCUCCCAGCCGUCCCACCCCCUCCUCUGAUUGGCUGGCGCUGAAAAAACAUGAUGCGGUCCGGGUCGGGACUGUCCAAUCAGUGUCACGCACUGCCAGGAACAUGGUUGAGCACCCCGAUUCUCUUCAGUUUACACCAUUGUGUUUGUUUCUGUGGAAUUAAGACAUUACCAUGAUGUUACUCCUGUAUUGAAUUAGCCUAGUUUACGGAGCGGAUGGAGCUCAAGGAUUGGGACAAUUCUAUGUAACAAUCUUCAUAAUUAUGUACUUAAUCAAGGUGUUUUUUAUCUGCCAGACAGUGCAUCAUUGUUCAAUACACUCAUAGAAAAAAGGAAUCCAGAAGGGUUCUUUGGCUGUCCCCAUUGGAGAACUCUUUCUGGUUCCAGGUGGAACUAUUUUGGGUUCCAUGUAGAAUCCUCUUUGUAAAGAGUUCUACAUUGAUCUCAAAAGGGUUCUACCUGGAACCAAAAAGGGUUCUACCUGGAACAAAAAAGGGUUCUACCUGGAACCAAAAAGGGUUCUACCUGGAACCAAAAAGGGUUCUACCUGGAACCAAAAAGGUUUCUUCAAAAAGUUAUCCUAUGGGGACAGCCGAAGAACCCUUUUAGGUUCUAGAUAGUAACUUAUUUUCUAAGAGUGUACUGAAACAUACUGAGGAGUCAGACGAUGAUUAUCAUUUGAAAUUAACAUAUUGUGAUUUGGAGGUAUAAAAUAAUUUACGUUGAUCAUCAAUUAAAUGCCCAAACUGUUUAAAAUCAAAAUCAGUUCAGCCUUGAGGAAAAAAAUGUUUCUCCCUUGUAUGUCCCUUUACAGAGUGAUAGUCUUCUAGAUGUCCUCUCACACGUGCUCAAGAGAAACAGUGAAAAAACAGGUCUUAUGAAACCUUUAAAUCGGCCUGUUAAAAAAUCAAAUUGAGAGUCAGGACAGACAGGGAAUACUGGAAGAGAUGUGAGGAGACUACUGCUAUUCCUGAACUAACUGCCUUCAGCCAAGUGAAGACUCUCUCUCUCGUCUAUUUUCCCAAAUGAAGAGUGCUCCUAACAAUGUCACGAUGACCCACAUCAAAACUAGUUCUCAAUAAUUCCACUUAAAAUUUUAAUAGAGUCCUGGAGCUAGUUGUGUGUGUCAGAUGGACAGCACAGCAAAAAGAUACAAACAUUCCAUAAUUCCGCAUGAUUUUUUGUAGAAGUCUGCUUUUGUAUAUGUCUGGAUGUUAAUGUUCCUGUGAGAGUGUGUCAGUGUGUGUGACUUGGAGAUGUGUGAGUGUGUGGACGUACUGGUAGAUGUGUGUGUGUGUUGGAUGCAUGUCAAUCGAGGAGGGGCUUUUCUGUUUCGAUAUGGUUAGUGGCUAGUGUUUCACAUGGGAAAGAAAAAGGGAUGAGUUCUAUUUACUUCUCCUCCUCUUACUUCUCCCAGCUCCUACUCCUCCCAGCUCCAGUCAGAGGGAGCUGCCAAAACAGAGCUGACCCCAGCUGCCUUCCUUCCCUCGUCUUCUUCAGGGGACAUUAAUCACUCUGCUCUGAGGCUGCUCUCUGGGCCAAGGCCCUCAUAGAUGUUUGUUUAAGCAUAUUCUCUCUCUCUCCCUUAAUUUUUUAUGUUCGGGAGACAAAUAUGCUUGGUACAUUUGACCUUUUCUCAUUCGGUACAUUAUUCACUUUGACAAGCCUUGUUUGCGGAUUUGGUAUUUUACUUGGACCGGCGCAGCGGCACAGAAUCAUCAUCAGGCCCCUGCUUCUUGCCUGACUGACAGUUUCAAAUCAGGUCAAAUUUUCUUAGUCACAUGCGCCGAAUACAGCAACAGUGAAAUGCUUACUUACGAGCCCCUAACCAACAGUGCAGUUAAAAAAAAAUAUGUAUAAGAAUAAGAGACAAAAGUAACAAGUAAUUAAAGACGAGCAGUAAAAAAAUAACAAUAUAUUCAGGGGGGUGACGGUACAGAGUCAAUGUGCAGGGGCACCGGUUAGUUGAGGAAGUUUGUACAUGUAGGUAGAGUUAAUUAAAGUGACUAUGCAUAGAUGACAACAGAGAGUGGCAGUGGUGUGGAGAGGGGAGGGGGGGCAAUGUGAAUAGUCUGGCUAGCCAUUUGACUAGAUGUUCAGGAGUCUUAUGGCUUGGGGGUAGAUGCUGUUUAGAAGCCUCUUGGACCUAGACUUGGCGCUACGGUAACGCUUGCUGUGUGGUAGCAGAGAGAACAGUCUAUGACACCACCUGGUAUAGAGGUCCUAGAUGGCAGGAGCUUGGCCCCAGUGAUUUACUGGGCCGUUCGCACUACCCUCUGUAGUGCCUUGCGGUCGGAGGCCGAGCAGUUGCCAUACCAGGCAGUGAUGCAACCAGCCAGGAUGCUCUCGAUGGUGCAGCUGCAGAACCUUUUGAGGAUCUGAGGACCAAUAACAAAUCUUUUCAGUCUCCUGAGGGGGAAUAGGUUUUUUCGUGCCUGCUUCACGACUGUCAUGGUGUGCUUGGACCACGUUAGUUUGUUGGUGAUGUGGACGCCAAGGAACUUGAAGCUCUCAACCUGCUCCAUUGCAGCACCGUCGAUGAGAAUGGGGGCGUGCUCAGUCCUCAUUUUCCUGUAGUCCACAAUCAUCUCCUUUGUCUUGAUCACGUUGAGGGAGAGGUUGUUGUCCUGGCACCACACGGCCAGGUCUCUGACCUCCUCCCUAUAGGCUGUCUCGUUGUUGUUGGUGAUCAGGCCUACCACUGUUGUGUCAUCGUCAAAUUUAAUGAUGGUGUUGGAGUCGUGCCUGGCCAUGCAGUCAUGAGUGAACAGGGAGUACAGGAGGGGCACCUGAGGGGAGGAUCAGUGUGGCGGAUGUGUUGUUACCUACCCUUAUCACCUGGGGGCGGACUGUCAGGAAGUCCAGGAUCCAGUUGCAGAGGGAGGUGUUUAGUCCCAGGGUCCUUAGCUUAUUGAUGAGCUUUGAGGGCACUAUGGUGUUGAACGCUGAGCUGUAGUCAAUGAAUAGCAUUCUCACAUAGGUGUUCCGUUUGUCCAGGUGGGAAAGGGCAGUGUGGAGUGCAAUAGAGACUGCAUCAUCUGUGGAUCUGUUGGGGCGGUAUGCAAAUUGGAGUGGGUCUAGGGUUUCUGGGAUGAUGGUGUUGAUGUGAGCCAUGAACAGCCUUUCAAAGCACUUCAUGGCUACAGACGUGAGUGCUACGGGUCGGUAGUUAUUUAGGCAGGUUACCUUAGUGUUCUUGGGCACAGGCACUAUGGUGGUCUGCUUAAAACAUGUUGGUACUACAGACUUGGACAGGGAGGUUGAAAAUGUCAGUGAAGACACUUGCUAGUUGGUCAGCGCAUGCUCGCAGUACACGUCCUGGUAAUCCGUCUGGCCCUGUUAUUUGCCUCGAAGUGAGCAGAGAAGUAGUUUAGCUCGUCUGGUAGGCUCGUGUCACUGGGAAGCUCUCGGCUGUGCUUCCCUUUGUAGUCUGUAAUGGUUUGCAGGCCCUGCCACAUCGAACGAGCGCCAGAGCCGGCGUAGUACGACUCUAUCUUAGUCCUGUAUUGAAGCUUUGCCUGUUUGAUGGUUCGUCGGAGAGCAUAGCGGGAUUUCUUAUAAACUUCUGGGUUAGAGUCCCGCUCCUUGAAAGCGGCAGCUGCCUGUAAUCCAUGGUUUCUGAUUGGGGUAUGUACGUACAGUCACUGUGGGGACGACGUCAUCGAUGCACUUAUUGAUGAAGCCAAUGACAGAUGUGGUGUACUCCUCAAUGCCAUUGGAGGAAUCCCGGAACAUAUUCCAGUCUGUGCUAGCAAAACAGUCCUGCAGCUUAGCAUCUGCUUCAUCUGACCACUUUUUUAUCGAUCUAGUCACUGGUGCUUCCUGCUUUAAUUUUUGCCUGUAAGCAGGAAUCAGGAGGAUACAUUUUUCCUCUUCUCAUUCGUUCCACUUUUGCUGACGUACGUUAUUCACUUUGACAGGCCUUGCUUGCUGAUUUGGUAUUUUACUAGGACCGGCACAGCGGCACAGAAUCAUCAUCAGGCUUGUUACCUGACUGACAGUUUCACACUACAGGGUCGACUACAGGGCCGAAAUGUACUGUGCUUGCUUGAAUAUCGUAUUUUCUCAUUAUCGUUUACAGCACAGUUCCAGCUAUUAUUGUGGAUACGUAACGAGUCCAAUCCAGUACAGCUCGGCUUGGUUCAGUUUGACCCUAUGGUGUGAAUCAGGCAUGUGAGAAAGCCAAAAGGCCACGCUAUAAUCUUCCCACUAACAUGCAUUACACUCUGCCUUGAUAUAUUCACAUUGUUUGGACAAUCGAGAAACGCUUCAGACGCCCUCAGAAAGGUCUUCAUACUCUGCUUUAACCAUCUGUACCUGUAUUCAAAGAGUCUCUGAGUACGGGUUUCCACUAGAUAGCUAAGCCACAAAGUCAAAAUUGUCUAUAUAGGGAAAAAAUACAUGAAAACAAAAAUUUGCUUUUUGGUCUUAAUUCAAGGUUAGACAUAAGUCUUGCAGUGUGGUUACGGUUAGGUUUAAAAAUCUGAUUUUAGGAAGAGAUGUAGAAAUAGGCUGGGUUUAUGACUUUGUGGCUGUGGUAACUAGUGACUACCCUGAGUAGGUGCUGAUAUCGGAUCAGUUAUGCCUUUCAGAGCAUAAUGGAUAAGAUUACAUGGACCUGAUCCUAGAUCAGCACUCCAACUCAGACUUUUUGUGAAGAUGGGUCCUGGACAGUGCCAUGCUCUCAACUGUGUAACAAUAUCCAUCUGACCUCUAGCUCUUUCUAUGGAGGUCACCCACGAAUAAUUGCUAAUGUUUCGUACUAGUGUACUUCCUAAUAUGCUGUGCGAUGGUAAUCGAUGUAUGAAAUACAUUUAUUUUUUGUGUUUUUUUUCUGAACAGUAUUUUCUCUGCCUAUUAAAAGAUGUAUUCUGGCUA
Salvelinus fontinalis (brook trout) is the source of this 6408-nucleotide messenger RNA. RefSeq names its product nuclear receptor-interacting protein 2-like. The record is from RefSeq and is a predicted model, not a curated record. The coding region runs from base 692 to 1516 and encodes 274 amino acids. Gene Ontology annotation, biological process: proteolysis. NCBI's taxonomy places the organism in Eukaryota, Metazoa, Chordata, Actinopteri, Salmoniformes, Salmonidae. The transcript has 6 exons. Gene Ontology annotation, molecular function: aspartic-type endopeptidase activity.